AUGCUUCCCUCUCCUUCAAAGAUCUCUACAUUCUAUCUCAUUGCCCUAUCUUCCCUUGUCCCACCAGCCACUUCCACAAACACCACUUCCGCCCCCAUAUCCACUCCCACAUCCACAAAUACAACAACACCAUGCUUCUGCACAACAUACCCGCAAAUCGCCCCCGCAAUUUCAGCCUGCCCCUCCCUAACCCUGCACAACAUCCACGCUCCCGCUCACAGCGCCAUCGCUCUCACGUCCCUCGUCCCCGGCACAACGAUCACGUUUUCCGGCACGACGACGUUUGCGUAUACUCCGGAUUCGCAGUUUCGCCCGAUCCAAAUCUCGGGAUCGGGUGUUAGCAUUCUGGGUGCGCCGGGAUCGGUUAUUGAUGGAGGGGGGGAGAUGUAUUGGGAUGGGCUGGGGAGUAAUGGGGGAUUAGCUAAGCCGGGUCAGUUUAUGAAAGUACAGAUUACAAAUCAUUCUACGAUGAGCGAUUUGUAUAUACGGAAUUAUCCAUCCCAUGGUAUAAAUCUCGCUGGUGUUAAGGACUCAAUCAUUGAAAAUAUCAUUCUUAACAACUCUCUCGGCGAUGCACCAAAUAACCGAAGCAACGGCCUUUCCGCAGCGCAUAAUUCCGAUGGCUUCAAUAUAGGAAAUUCUGCCAAUUUGGUGCUAAGAGAUAGUAAUGUGUGGAAUCAGGAUGAUUGCGUCGUUGUGUCUGACUCGACUAAUGUGAGUGUGAGUGGGAUGUUCUGUUCGGGCAGUCAUGGAUUAUCUAUCGCUGGAGGUGGAAGUGGGACAGGGCAUGAUAUAAGUAAUAUCUUGUUCAAGGAUUCAGUGGUAACGAAUUCUACAAACGGGCUGCGCAUCAAAACCGAUUUCAAUGCUACGGGUAGUGUGACAAAUGUCACGUUUGAUAAUAUCCGGCUUGAGGAUAUCAAGACAUAUGGCAUUGAUAUCCAGCAGGAUUAUCUUAACGGUGGACCAACGGGCACGGCAUCGAAUGGUGUUUUGCUUGGGGGGAUUACGUUUAGAGAUGUUGCGGGCUGGGUAGUGGAGGGGGCGAUGGAUUAUUACGUACUUUGCGGUAAUGGGAGUUGUAGUGACUUUGAGUUCGAGGGGGUUAGUGUAAAGGGGGGCAAUAGGAGUAGUUGCAAUUAUCCUGAGACGGGAUGUCCGGGGGUGUAG
Lachnellula hyalina is the source of this 1170-nucleotide messenger RNA. It is a transcript of the gene pgaD, whose product is annotated as putative endopolygalacturonase D. Bases 1 to 1170 code for a protein of 389 amino acids. The record is from RefSeq and is a predicted model, not a curated record. Gene Ontology annotation, molecular function: polygalacturonase activity. Gene Ontology annotation, cellular component: extracellular region. NCBI's taxonomy places the organism in Eukaryota, Fungi, Ascomycota, Leotiomycetes, Helotiales, Lachnaceae. Gene Ontology annotation, biological process: pectin catabolic process. The transcript has 4 exons.